GGCUCUGCCCAGAAUCCCAAGCCACCCAGCCUCCUGGAACAGCCCUGAACCUUGUUGACUCGUUUCAGCCCCUGGGGUCUCUGCCCAUGGGCGUCCUGCCGAGUCCACCCGGUGCCCGGCCCCCAGCGCCCUGGCCCCUCGGUACUGCCUGCGGCGGGAGCUGCCAGCUUUUUGGAAUUCCUAAUGCUCCUGGCCCCGGUGAUUGGCUGCUCAGCUCUGACCCCACUUGGGCUGCCGCCUGGUUGGAUAAAAGGGGAAUCUCCUUGGGGCUCCAGAGCAUUAGACACCGGAGGGGGCACCUGGGACCAACUUCGCGAAGCGGGGAGCCCGGCGGGGGGGUGGGGGGAGCGAAAGACCUGCGGCCUCAGCCCCUCCAAAGAACCGGGAGAUGACGGGGAAAGCGGGGGAAGCGCUGAGCAAGCCCAAAUCCGAGACUGUGGCCAAGAGUUCCUCGGGGGUCGCCCCGGCCAGGUGCACGGGGUUCGGCAUUCAGGAGAUCCUGGGCUUGAACAAGGAGCCCCCCAGCUCCCACCCGCGGGCUGCCCUCGACGGCCUGGCCCCCGGGCACUUGCUGGCGGCGCGCUCCGUGCUCAGUCCCGCAGGAGUGGGCGGCAUGGGGCUGCUGGGGCCCGGGGGGCUCCCCGGCUUCUACGCGCAGCCCACCUUCCUGGAAGUGCUGUCCGACCCGCAGAGCGUCCACUUGCAGCCGCUGGGCAGAGCGUCGGGGCCGCUGGACACCAGCCAGACGGCCAGCUCGGAUUCUGAAGAUGUUUCCUCCAGCGACCGAAAAAUGUCCAAAUCGGCUUUAAACCAGACCAAGAAACGGAAGAAGCGGAGACACAGGACAAUCUUUACUUCCUACCAGCUAGAGGAGCUGGAGAAGGCAUUCAAUGAAGCCCACUACCCAGAUGUCUAUGCCCGGGAGAUGCUGGCCAUGAAAACGGAGCUACCAGAAGACAGGAUACAGGUCUGGUUCCAGAACCGCAGAGCCAAGUGGAGGAAACGGGAGAAGUGCUGGGGCCGGAGCAGCGUCAUGGCGGAGUACGGGCUCUAUGGGGCCAUGGUGCGGCACUCCAUCCCCCUGCCAGAGUCUAUCCUCAAGUCUGCCAAGGAUGGCAUCAUGGACUCCUGUGCCCCGUGGCUGCUGGUUCAAGAUGGCUUUCCCAGGCGCUUUUCUAAACCCGAAUACCAACAAUUCUUUUUAGGGAUGCACAAAAAGUCGCUGGAGGCCGCAGCGGAGUCGGGGAGGAAGCCCGAGGUGGAGCGCCAGGCCCUGCCCAAACUCGACAAGAUGGAGCCGGAGGAGCGGGGCCCCGACCCUCCAGCGGCCAUGUCCCAGGAGGAACUGAGGGAGAACAGCAUUGCAGCGCUCCGAGCCAGAGCUCAGGAGCACAGCACCAAAGUGCUGGGGACUGUGUCUGGGCCUGACAGCCUGGCCCGGAAUACCGAGGAGCCAGAGGAGGAGGACGCCAUGGAAGAAGACAGGCCAGCGGAGAAGCUGAGUCCACCACAGCUUGAGGACAUGGCUUAGGUCAAGGGCACGCAGCUACCGGAGCCCCAGGACUCUGCUCCCUUCGGGGCCUGUGGUGUCGGGAGGUGUUCUCUGAGGCAGGGCCCGGGCCUGGCCUCUGCCCCCCUCCCCCGGCCCCACAGGCCCUCCAUGACCCCCGGGGUGACUUCAGGCACAACUCAGUUCUGGCCGAGGCUUUGGGCCACGCGGAGACACCCCCUAUCUGGUCUUGACCUCUCCAGCAUCCUCCCCUUCACCCCAACAGCCCUGCCUCAGAAGCUUUCUUGCUGUCCCAAACCACCCCUUCAAGCCGCUUUCACUCAAUCCCUUGGCGACUCUCCCUGCCCAAAUCCACCCCUUACUCUCUGUUCUCGCGCGUGAAAGAGCCUUCCCUUCCCAGCUCUACACCCGCUACGGAUUCUGCUCUGGCCGGGUCCAAAGCCCACUGCUGCAGACUCAUUGCCUGCCACAGCGGUGACGGGGAUUGAGGACCCGCACUCUGGCACCAACGUCCUGAGCCCCCCAGUCUUCAGUAAAACUGCGCUCGCCAGCCUAUUCCUUCCUGAGGGCCCGGGCCUGGGCCUCUGCGGUGUGGAUGUGCUGCCCCGCAGGCCCAGCUACAACCUCUGCCCAUGGUCCAGGUUAAACUUGGAAGGUCUCAGCCUGAGCCCCUCGGCCACCCUCUGUCUCAUGCCCUCCACAGUCACCCUUAGGAACCUGCCGGCCCUCUCCACACCCAGCCCGCCCCACCGUUCCCCCCCAGCAUGGGUCCCAGCACCGCACGGGGCCAUGUACAAUAUCUGUAGAGUCCUGGGCCUGGGCCCUGCAGCCAGGGGGUACACGUCACAAAUGCUGUGGUCAUGGCACUGUUGGGGAGGCCGAACUCUUACCCGGAGCCCUGGGGCCUGCGUUCUGAAGCAUCCUGACCCCCCUGGUGUGAUGCCUGUGACCCUGACUUGCCAUGCAAGACACCCUUCUAGAGCUUCUUGCAAUUUAUCGGUUCGCAUGUGUCCUGCCUUGGAGCACCCCAAUCCAGCUGUAAAAUGAACCCAUAAGAAGCCACAGAUCUCGACUCCACUUGAUCCAGACCAUCCUCGGGAGGCCAAGCUUGGAGGGGGCCUGGGGCUAUUAUAGGCAUCAAGGAGUGGUCACCAGAAGGGUGAGAAAGAGAAAGGGCUCAAAGGAGAGCAAAGCAGGAGCCGGUGUUCAACUCAAACCAUGCCCGGUGUAUGCGUGUUGUCUGCCCGCUAGAAUAGGAGGGACAUAGUGACCGUGUAGGAAUAGGUGACAGGGUGCUUCUUCCUGUCUGCGGAUGAGAGGAACUGUCCGUACGGGUGGCCUCCCUGCAGCUGCCCCCGGGGCCAGACGCAGGUCUCCCUCACCCCCCUGACAUUUCCCUCUGCCAUGCCACCCACCCUUGCAGGGAAUACCUCGCAAGAGGAAGGUCUGAGACAGUGAGUUGGGGUUUUAAUUCCGUAUCAACAGUUGAUUUCUUCCUCAUCCCGUUCAUGGAACUCCCCCCUCUUCUUCUUCUUGUCUUUGUCCCCAGUUGGUUUGAAGUGUUAGACUGUAGCCCCUGCCGUGUAAAUACUGUACAUAGAGUGGGAAGAAAGAAACUUGAUAUUGAGGUGUUCGAAAUACGGAACUGUAAUAACUUCUAGCUCUUCCAAACCUGUGAUUUCUGUGCCAUUUUCUGUAAAGACACAAGUAAGAAUAAAAUUGAUGUAAAAACGUCAGGGGAGGAGGGAUCCAGGAAUCCUCGAUGGGUGAGGAUGGUGUAUGUACGUAUGGGUAGCAUAAAAAGUAAAUCCAUGAAGGCAUUUUUAAAUCAAAA
Felis catus (domestic cat) is the source of this 3344-nucleotide messenger RNA. It is a transcript of the gene VSX2, whose product is annotated as visual system homeobox 2. Gene Ontology annotation, biological process: regulation of transcription by RNA polymerase II. NCBI's taxonomy places the organism in Eukaryota, Metazoa, Chordata, Mammalia, Carnivora, Felidae. The record is from RefSeq and is a predicted model, not a curated record. Gene Ontology annotation, molecular function: DNA-binding transcription factor activity, RNA polymerase II-specific; sequence-specific double-stranded DNA binding. Gene Ontology annotation, cellular component: nucleus. The transcript is spliced from 5 exons. The coding region runs from base 389 to 1531 and encodes 380 amino acids.